This is a messenger RNA of Brassica napus (rape), 757 nucleotides long. RefSeq names its product glucose 1-dehydrogenase. The record is from RefSeq and is a predicted model, not a curated record. The transcript is spliced from 2 exons. Bases 200 to 757 code for a protein of 185 amino acids. Lineage: Eukaryota; Viridiplantae; Streptophyta; Magnoliopsida; Brassicales; Brassicaceae.
CCUAAUUUGUUUGGUGGCCCCCACGGAUCCAAACCAUGCCAAACAAACAGAUAAAACAGCUAACUAUAAGACAAGUAAGUCUCCCUAGAUACAGAGUUACAUUGCCACGUUAAAUUGUCGUUUUGGUAACGGAGAAGGCUUUACUAAGGUGUGUUAUGUGUUUCACCGUCUCAACUAAAAACACACACACACAAGCAAUAUGAGCAAUCCUCAAACUGUGAGAUACAUCUUUACUAAGGUGUUGAAGAAGCUGGAGCCAUGGCGUGACCUCAAAGACAAAGUGGUUCUUGUGACAGGAGCUUCCUCUGGUAUAGGAAAAGAGAUCUGUCUUGAUUUGGGCAAAGCUGGUUGUAAGAUUAUCGCAGCAGCACGUCGUGUCGACCGCCUCAACUCUCUCUGCUCUGACAUCAACAGAUUCGGCUCAACCGGAACCCAAGCCACAGCUCUCGAGUUCGACGUGGCAUCGGAUGCAGCCACCAUUCGAAAAGCGGUUAAGGAAGCUUGGGAAGUAUUUGGAAAGAUCGAUGUGCUGAUCAACAAUGCUGGAAUCAGAGGCAAUGUCAAGUCGAGUUUGGAUUUGUCGGAGGACGAGUGGGACAAAGUGUUCAGGACCAACUUAACCGGGCCCUGGUUGGUCUCCAAAUACGUCUGUAUUUUAAUGCGUGACGCUAAACAAGGUGGCUCGGUGAUUAACAUAUCUUCCUUGUCUACAAUCAAAAAUCUGACAAGUCUCUCAAGUCUUAACUCAGAGUCUUAG